Carassius gibelio (silver crucian carp) is the source of this 1715-nucleotide messenger RNA. RefSeq names its product ADP-ribosylation factor 3. Gene Ontology annotation, molecular function: GTP binding; GTPase activity. The coding region runs from base 91 to 636 and encodes 181 amino acids. Gene Ontology annotation, biological process: intracellular protein transport; vesicle-mediated transport. The record is from RefSeq and is a predicted model, not a curated record. Gene Ontology annotation, cellular component: plasma membrane; cytoplasm. The transcript is spliced from 5 exons. Lineage: Eukaryota; Metazoa; Chordata; Actinopteri; Cypriniformes; Cyprinidae.
UCUCUUGCCUAUUCAACUGGUCUCGCGAGAGUGGGGUGACUUGCGUGAAAUAAAUUAUCCGGUGUUGGUCUCCGAGGCUAACCAGCUAUCAUGGGGAACAUUUUUGGCAACCUUUUGAAGAGUCUUAUUGGGAAAAAGGAGAUGCGUAUUUUGAUGGUCGGGUUGGAUGCAGCUGGGAAGACCACAAUCUUGUACAAACUGAAGCUGGGAGAGAUAGUGACUACCAUUCCUACUAUUGGUUUUAACGUGGAGACUGUUGAGUACAAAAAUAUCAGUUUUACAGUGUGGGAUGUUGGUGGCCAGGACAAAAUCCGACCACUUUGGCGUCACUACUUCCAGAACACACAAGGUCUGAUCUUUGUGGUGGACAGCAAUGACCGUGAGAGAGUGAAUGAGGCCAGAGAAGAGCUGAUGAGGAUGCUGGCUGAGGAUGAACUUAGAGACGCUGUACUCCUCGUUUUUGCCAACAAGCAGGAUCUGCCAAAUGCCAUGAAUGCUGCAGAAAUCACAGAUAAGCUGGGUCUUCACUCCCUGCGCCAUCGCAACUGGUACAUCCAGGCCACUUGUGCCACCAGCGGAGACGGUUUAUAUGAGGGUCUGGACUGGCUGGCCAACCAGCUCAAGAACAAGAAAUGAGGCAGACCGGAUCUAAGAGUAACUGGUGUGGGCGAGGAGACACCUGAGUGACAGCUCAUCAGGGAGCACUAGUGGUUUCCAAGUUUCUUUCAUUCUGUUUACAAGCUGAGACCAACAGGAGCCGGGUCAUUUCAAACAGCGUAACCCCUUGCUAUGUCCCACUUAACAGAUCCGUGAGAUGAUUGGGGAAGCACCCAUGAUUCACAUUCAUAUUUACUAGUGAAGAUAGACAUGUUUUGCUAUUCUCGUGUGAUUCAAACAUCUCAGUUUGUUGUGUCUCUACACUGUAAAUGUAUAAAAGACAUUAACAGGGAGUGAAUGAAAAGCUUUUACUUAUAUUAAUACUUUGGGAGACACUCUUAAAUGCAGGUCAUUUAAACUAUAUUAACUGCACUGAUAGAUGAGAAACCUGUUGAUUCAGUUUCCUGAAAUAUUUAAAUAAAAUCAAGUGAAGUGUUAUUCAGAAAACAAUGAAGAAACGUGUUUUUUGCUACAGUGGUGUUGUUUUGCUACUGAAAAUUAAAUAUUCAUUGUGAUUUAUUAUUAGCAUAUCAGCCAGACUUCAUGACUGUCAGUGAUUAUGCUCUUAUUGCAUGUAUUCACCAGUGUCUCUGCACAGGUCGCUGAGCAAGCUUUGGUUAGUGCUGUUGUAUGUAAAUAGAUAGAGGAUGUCUUGUCUUGGCAUGCGUAGUUUGCGACUAUUAAAUAGCACAUUGUUUUGUGUACAAGAACUGUUUCUUUUGUGCUGAUAAUGUUCACUACACAAGCUUCUGUUCUGUUGUGGAGCUAAAUGUGUUUGUUUCGCCGACUGUAUCCGCUGCUCUUGUGUCGUGCUGUGUAGACAUCGCUCAUUGAUUGUGUCAUUGCAUUCACGUUAGUGAUUUUUUUUUUGCUAGUGUUGCAUGGGAAGAUCUGAGGAGCUAAACAAGAUUAGACUGGAAAGAGUGUCGAAGAGACUUUAAAGUCUCUAAUAGUCUACUAAUAGACUCAAAUAUUUAUGGUUGCUAGUAUUCUCAUGAAUGAAGUGUGUGUGUGUAUAUUACAUGCUUAAUAAAGUAUGCACUUACUUUAUCUGAUAA